GGAGGAAGCGCUAGAACGUGCCAGUGCAGUUCUGUCACGAGCUCCGUCCGGCUACACCGACCGAACGUAAAGUCUCGUACGCUAUUGACGACUUUAUAUAACAAAUAGUUAUAUUUUCUCGAGAAACAGAUCUGUCAGUUUGGCUCGUCAGCAAGCAGGAUUUCCUGUUGUGGCCAUUUGGGUGAUGUAUUCUAACAUUUGAUAGAGCUAGCCAGCUCGCUAGCUGUUUGGCUAGCUUGCCGUGCGUGACUCGCAGUCAGAGAGAUAUCAAUUUCUAUUUUAACGCAGUCGACAUUUAGGUGUUUAACCAUAUAUUACCACAAAUACGUACUUUUUUAUUUAGUGCCGCAACUAAAGCGUAUGACUGUCCCUCCCAUUGAAGAGAGUUGAUGGGAUUGAAUGAAUUAGCGAGCGGAAACACCAAUCGUUCUGACUAACGUUACCGAGCUUCACUCUUCACCACUGCAUUCAACGCUCAUAUUAUAACCACACAAAUUUGCUAAAUUAUUAGCGUUAAAACUCAAAACUAAAUUCAUAGCUUUGCCAGCUAGUGUCCGUGUUAGUUAGCCCGCUAGCUCGGUGUGUUUGAACUCUCCCACCGCCUAAUAAACCUGCACCUCUGACCAUCUGCAAGUAAUUUGUUUCGUGUUGAGGCCGGUUUGAAGAAAAAACCCUGCAAACAUGCCGGCUGUGUCGAAGGGAGACGGAAUGCGAGGAUUAGCGGUGUUCAUUUCGGACAUCCGAAAUUGUAAGAGUAAGGAAGCUGAGAUCAAGCGCAUAAAUAAAGAGUUAGCCAACAUCCGCUCAAAGUUUAAAGGGGACAAAGCUUUGGAUGGAUACAGCAAGAAGAAAUAUGUGUGCAAGCUGCUCUUCAUCUUCCUCCUGGGCCAUGACAUUGACUUCGGCCACAUGGAGGCUGUCAACCUGCUCAGCUCCAACAAGUACACAGAGAAACAGAUUGGUUAUCUGUUCAUCUCUGUGCUGGUGAACAGCAACAGCGAACUGAUUCGGCUGAUUAACAAUGCCAUCAAGAAUGACCUGUCCAGCAGAAACCCCACCUUCAUGUGUCUGGCUCUGCACUGUAUCGCCAACGUGGGCAGCAGAGAGAUGGCUGAGGCCUUCGCCGGAGAGAUCCCACGCAUCCUUGUGGCUGGGGACACAAUGGAUAGCGUGAAGCAGUCGGCAGCUCUGUGUCUGCUCCGCCUGUAUAAGACCUCCCCAGAUCUUGUGCUCAUGGGAGAAUGGACCUCUAGAGUUGUGCACCUGCUGAACGACCAGCACAUGGGUGUGGUCACUGCUGCAAUCUCCUUGAUCACCUGUCUCAGCCAGAAGAACCCUGAUGAGUUCAAGACCUGCGUGUCACUCGCUGUGUCUCGUCUCAGCAGGAUUGUGUCCUCAGCCUCCACUGACCUGCAGGACUACACCUAUUACUUUGUUCCUGCACCGUGGUUGUCCUGCAAGCUGCUUCGGCUGCUGCAGUGCUACCCGCCACCCGAGGAUGGCGCUGUGAAGGGACGACUUGUGGAGUGUUUGGAGACCAUCCUUAACAAAGCCCAAGAGCCACCUAAGUCCAAGAAGGUUCAGCACUCCAACGCCAAGAACGCCAUCCUGUUUGAAGCCAUCUCUCUCAUCAUUCACUAUGACAGUGAGCCGAAUCUUCUUGUGCGGGCGUGUAAUCAGCUGGGGCAGUUCUUACAGCACAGAGAGACUAACCUGCGCUACCUGGCCUUGGAAAGCAUGUGCACACUUGCCAGCUCUGAGUUUUCCCAUGAGGCAGUCAAAACACACAUUGAGACAGUCAUUAAUGCUUUGAAGACUGAGAGAGACGUCAGCGUGCGCCAGAGAGCUGCUGACCUCCUCUAUGCCAUGUGCGACCGCAGCAACGCCAAGCAGAUCGUGGCAGAGAUGCUGAGUUACCUGGAUACGGCUGACUACUCUAUUAGGGAGGAGAUGGUGCUGAAAGUUGCAAUCUUGGCAGAGAAAUAUGCAGUAGACUAUUCCUGGUAUGUGGACACCAUUCUGAACCUAAUCCGCAUUGCUGGGGAUUACGUCAGCGAAGAAGUGUGGUACCGUGUCAUCCAGAUUGUCAUCAACCGCGAUGAUGUGCAGGGCUAUGCCGCCAAGACAGUCUUUGAGGCUUUGCAGGCUCCGGCGUGUCAUGAAAAUAUGGUGAAAGUUGGAGGAUACAUCCUGGGAGAAUUUGGUAACCUGAUUGCUGGAGAUCCUCGUUCCAGUCCUCUGGUUCAGUUUAACCUGCUCCACUCCAAGUUUCACCUGUGUUCCGUUCCCACGCGUGCCCUGCUGCUUUCUGCCUAUAUUAAGUUCAUUAAUCUGUUCCCGGAGACCAAAAGCACCAUUCAGGAAGUGCUGCGCUCUGACAGCCAGAUCAGGAACAGUGAUGUGGAGCUACAACAGAGAGCUGUGGAGUAUCUCAAGCUGUCCUCUAUCGCCAGCACCGACGUACUGGCCACAGUGCUGGAGGAGAUGCCUCCAUUCCCAGAGAGAGAGUCGUCCAUUCUAGCCAAGCUGAAAAAGAAAAAGGGUCCAGGGGCUGUUUCUGUGAAUGAGCUGGAGGAGGGAAAAAGAGAGGGAGGAGAACUCAAUGGAGGGGGAGAGAGAGGCGGAGACAACUCUGCUAUUGCCGCAUCGAAUGCUUCCACUCCGUCCCCAUCUGCCGAUCUUCUGGGGCUCCGCACGGGUCUACCUGUGAGUGCUGCUCCUCCCAGUGCUGGCAGCUUAUUGGUCGAUGUUUUCUCAGAGGCCGGCGUCAAUGAUGACGGUUUCCUGAGAGAUCUGGAACCUCCCACUGAAAGCUCUGACUCCCUAUUGGCUGAGGGUCCUGGUGACUCUGACUCUACACCUCCUCCUCCCCCUUCUGUGGUGUCUGAAGAACCUGCUCCUCCUCUGCCUGAGUCAGAUGAACUGCUCAACAAGUUUGUGUGCAAGAACAAUGGAGUUCUGUUUGAGAAUCAGUUGCUACAGAUCGGCAUUAAGUCUGAAUAUCGCCAGAACCUGGGGCGGAUGUAUCUGUUCUACGGCAAUAAGACAUCAGUGCAGUUUUUGACAUUCACUACCACAGUAACCUGCCCUGGAGAGCUACAGUCUCAGCUCAAUGUUCAGGCUAAACCCGUGGAGCCUCUCAUAGAAGGAGGUGCUCAGGUGCAGCAGGUCAUCAACAUCGAGAGUCUAACGGACUUCUGUGAUGCACCGCUCCUCAACAUCAAGUUCAGGUAUGGUGGAGCUCUCCAGAAUCUCACUCUCAAGUUGCCGGUUACCAUAAACAAGUUCUUCCAGCCCACAGAGAUGGCAUCACAUGACUUCUUUCAGCGCUGGAAACAGCUCAGCCAGCCUCAGCAAGAAGCACAGAAGAUCUUCAAGGCCAACAAUGCCAUGGACACCGAAGUACUCAAAGCUAAGUUGCUGGGAUUGGGCAUGGCUCUCUUGGAGAACGUAGAUCCAAACCCGGAGAACUUUGUGUGUGCUGGAGUGAUCCAAUCCAAGGCCCAGCAAGUUGGUUCCCUGCUGAGACUCGAGCCCAAUGCACAUGCUCAGAUGUACCGGUUGACCGUGCGCAGCAGUAAGGACACAGUCUCCAAGCGUCUUUGUGAGCUGCUGGCGGAACAGUUCUAGAAAAUGAGACCGGCGCCAUCUAGAACCGACACCCAGACCAGCGUUUCACUCAAAAGACCCCAGAAUAAAGAUUCAACGAAAGCAUUCAUGCAUAAGGGAAAAAGUAGCUGUCAGCCUUUGGCAGCCCUAUUACUGUCCUUCUGAUCAAUAUUAUUACUGUUGUUAUCAUCAGCGCUGCCCUUGUUUUUAAUUGGUGUUUACCUGUGUGUAAGCAGUGGAAUGAAAGGAAGCGCGUGUGUGUUUUUUCGUACGUGUGUGUGAAAGUGUCAUGGUGAUAGUUCUGUUCUCUGUCCUGCCUGUUAAACGAUCAGUUCCUGUGCUUGUGUUGACAGCUGGUAUGUGUUGUGGGGUACAGAAGAUGAUAGAAGUGGAGAAAGUCUUCCCUCUCUCCUGUUUUAUCCAUGAAAUUUCAACCCUGAGGCAUUCGUAAAAAUUAGUCUGCACAUUAGCUGUUUCUUUGGAACAUUCCCUGUUAGCCAGUUAUUGAGUGUACUGCGUAAGGCUAUUAGCAGGACAGAAAAACACAAUCUUAAAUACACUAAAGCAGUGGCACUUCCUUAAGAGGCCAGAAUCACUAAUCCCUUCCCUUUAGCUGUCAUGUUCCUCUACUAAAAUUAGUCAGAUCCUGUAAUCCAAAGCCAUUGGUGUACAUAGAAAAAUAAAAGAAUAUAUUUCAGAAGUAUCCAACAAGCAUUUCCAAUGUAUUCCACCAAGUUUCUUCUGAUGGCCAGUGCACUUUAAGAGGCUUUGAGAGGAAAGGCUUUUAUAGUCCCAACCCUGCCCCCUUUCUUGUUCUUGUCCUAUGUAUUCAGUACUCGUCCUGACCCCGGAGACAAUGUUUAUUGAAAAAAUCUCUCUAUAUAUAAAUAUAUAUAUAAACAAUGUAAAUGAUUACCCUUAAUGGUUGCAUUUGUAUGUCUCUUUAUUGUUUUUGAUAGUAGUAUAUUUUCAGUGUGUUUGUAUGCUUAAGAGUUUGUGCUCUUAUUUUUUUGGACAUUCCAUUCUGUGCUAUGAGUGAGUGGGCUUAAUGUUUCAGGUUUGUCGUGCAGUGUUAAAUAAGGUGGGAACUAGAAUAAGAGAGAAAGUGAGGCAGGGGGUCUGCAGGUGUGCGUGUAUGUGUAUCUGCACAUGAAGAGUGCAACAUCAGUGGAUCUACAUUUACAUGCAUUUUUUGUAAUAUCUUAAAAUGUGUAAAAAGUCCUCCAAUACAGUUAUUGACUGAAUUGAAUAUUAGAUGGUGGUUACCUCAUUACUAAAUCCUUUCACAAUACACACAACUAACUUGUUGAGUGGUGUGUGGCCACCACUGGAGAUCCAUGUUUCUUUUCGCAGCAAUUAAACCUGGGAAAGCACUUGGUUUGUGAGACAGAGAAAUUUGUCGCAUGCACACAGUUGUACACACACCCACACAUUUUUAGGCUUAAGAGGACGGGGGCUUAGGGGCUCAAUGGACCAAAGCAGCUGCCAACUGUCAAUCACAUACAGGGAUCUUAAUGAUUUUGGUCAGCAUUGUUUGGUGAGCGAAUGUGUGAUCCAUGUAAAAAAUAUGAAAUUUAUGGGACACUGUCAUUAGAUAUGGGGUCAUGCUGCCCUCAGUGCAGUAUGGGGACAUUGUCGUUGUAGUUGAGUAGAGUCAGUCAUGGUGUGUGUGUUUCUCUGUGGGAGCGUGUGUGUAUAUGCAAUAUCCGCUAGCUAAUGCAGCCCCAGUGUAUCGCUGUUCAACCUGUCAGAUACCCGUGUUAGAUUCAAUUUACUCUGUACUGAAUAAUGUGAAAGUAAAAUUAUGCCAUAUACUCGAACCAGGUGUUUUCAUUGUGUGUGUUACUUGGGCACUGAGAUCAAGUGGACUGGCAGAUAUAAAGCACAAAUUAACAACUUGUGUAAAAUGUAAGUUAUUGUACACUGUAUAAAAUAAUGCAACGUUUUAAAUAACCUGUAUUGGAUGAACAAUGUAAAAAGUGUAGGGUCAAUGCAUUGUGCACUUUUUUGCAGCUAAAAAGUGAAGUAAAAAUGUGCAUUUGGAUCAGCUAACCAUACAACCAAAUACAAUAAAUUAACAAAAAUGUAUACAAUGUAAUUAUAAUACUGGUUUUCAUCGCAAAGUACAUGUAGCCUAAUUCAAUAUUGCACACAAAUGAACUACGCGUUUUGAAUCAUAUAUUUUGCUUACGAGUGAAAGAAAUGGGACAUUUGAUGGACGUCUAUAGAAUUAAUGGGAAGUCUCAUCUGCAUUGCACUCUGUUUGCAAUCGUUGCAUGUUUAUCUGUCUGAAGAGCCACAGAGAGAUGACGGCUCGCUGAAUUAAAACACGAUGCAUCACAAUAAAAAUGCCGAGGUCUUCAAGACAAAUUGAUGAUGGCGAACAAAUAGAGCGUGCCCGCGCGCGCGUCACAGCGCAACCCUGCACGCCGAUUGGCUGAAAAUGACAUCACACAGAAUUGUACUAUUCUUAGCUUGUGGAAACGGGAUGACCUCAUCUUUUUCCUCCCUCGCGCAGGUAUAGACAUACAACAACAAAUAAUGUUAGAGGCGCAGACACAGCGGAGAUGAACACUGGAGCACAGCUCGGACGAGGAGAGAUAAAUUAACUAUUUAUAAUUGAAUAUAUGUAGAUUUCUCAAUACGUGCGUUGUUUCACUUCUCUUUUGUGCUGUUUACACAUUCGUCCAACCGCUUCGUGGGACUUUUACAAAAAAAAUAUUAUUUCUGCGGACUCUGCUGAUUGAAUACAUUAUCAGUGUAUCUGGUUUUCAGAUUCAUCAAACCGAAUAAAGAAAAACAAUAAGGAGAUGGUGUACUACAGGAAUAGUGAGUCCGAGCGACCACCGGUGUCGCGUAUUCUGCCGCAUCUCUACCUUGGUGCAGAGACUGACGUAACGCAGGAUGGAUUAUCGGACCGAGGCAUCUCAUACGUACUAAGCGUAAGCCGAUGUUGUCCACAGCCUUCAUUUCUACCCCAGUCCCAGUACCUCCGUAUCCCAAUAGACGACUCCCUCAGGGAUGACCUGCUUCCAUGGAUCCCUCGGGCGUUGCACUUCAUUGAUGGGGCGAUGUCACUUGGCUGCUCAGUCCUGGUCCACUGUGCAGCAGGAAUCUCUCGGUCUCCAGCGCUCGCUGUUGCAUAUGUUAUGUAUAGCAUGAAAAUGGACCUUGAUCACGCAUACAGGUUUGUAAAAGAACGUAGACCUACAAUUUCACCGAACUUUAAUUUCCUGGGACAGCUGCAGUUGUUCCAGGAAACACUUCCUUUGAAGAACAACACAAACUUCACUCAGCAGUCAGCGAAACCUUUGGAUAAUUGCCUACAGGCCACCAACGAAGAAAACCUGAACAGUUCUGCAGCACCACUGUUAACCAACUUGAACCUUCAAAGCAACAACUGCAUCAUUUAUAGACAGACUGACGAUGUGAACUGUGAGAAUAGGAACAACCAAUUAGAAAAUAUUCACAGCCAACACCAUGAAAUGAUAAAGCCAGAGUUGACCUUAUCUCUUUCCGACAAACUUGGAUCUCUCACUCUCCACACAAAUUCUGAUGAAGUACAAAGACCAAUCAUCCCAUGUCAGACACAGCAGGGAGCACCAAAGUCCAUCCCACCAAAACCCACCUGCUUACAAAUUCCGUCUGCUCGCAUUUCUCUAGCAGAGAAACGCAAAUGUCUCACUCUUUCCCUGACACCAGUGAGUGCGGGUCCUCAGGCUCACCACAAGGUGUCAACAGCAAACAGUAGUGAUCUGAAGCAGAGCUCGACAUGCAGUUCUUCUUUUGAUCAAAAGGGGGCGUUUGGCGGCCUGGGUAGAGCCAACAAGGAGCGGCCUGCUGCAGAAACAAGAACAGAACCAAAGGAAGCAAACAAGAGCCGCAGGGAGGCCUCAGCUAGACACAGCUGCUCAAGAUCGCAUAAGAAAAAGAGUAAAUUAAACGGCAGCAGAGCUAAGGAGGAGCUACCAAAAGCAAAAACAAACCUAUUGAAACCCGAGGACAUUUCAAGCACCAGAUCACAAAGGCAGAUCCAGGGGGGCGUCACGACUCCCCCUCAGGAGGUUUUAGAGAGGGAAGUGACUGGUGGUGUAGAAGCAGUGGAGAGUAUGGAUGGAAACCAGAGCCCCUUGUCUCCAGUCAGCCUAACGGUCAACAAAAUCCUAGACUGGGGUGAGCGAAUGCUGCUCGGUGUCCUGCUUGGUCCCCGUAUUAAAAUGGGACAGGCUGCUUUGCCGUACAGAUGUUGAGGAAGGACUGGUUGUAUGCAAUGCGCUGUUUAAAGAUACAGAACUGUGGAACUGUUCUGUACCUUUGAGCAAAAGGGAACUUAAAUGAAGAAGUUGACAUUAUAGCUGAAAAAGCAUAUAUAAGUUAUUUAUUUGAUUAAAUCGCAUGUUCAUUCACUACAUGACAGACACAGACGAGCUGAUCUGUCAGCUUGACUCUUCAGUGAUGUGUUUAGUUACCAAAUGACUUGCAGUUUGUUCUGUUACAAUGCACAGCUUGCUGUGAAUUUAUUUAUUAAAAUACAUUGAAUCUUGCUAUUUAUAAAGGAGUAUUUUGUGGAUGGAAUUUUAACACGAUGUAUUGACAACAAGUGUUCAUUAAAGGCUAUUUUACUUUC
This is a messenger RNA of Triplophysa rosa, 8236 nucleotides long. RefSeq names its product adaptor related protein complex 2 subunit alpha 1 (gene ap2a1). The transcript has 26 exons. Lineage: Eukaryota; Metazoa; Chordata; Actinopteri; Cypriniformes; Nemacheilidae. The coding region runs from base 682 to 3630 and encodes 982 amino acids. Gene Ontology annotation, molecular function: clathrin-cargo adaptor activity. Gene Ontology annotation, cellular component: AP-2 adaptor complex; membrane coat. The record is from RefSeq and is a predicted model, not a curated record. Gene Ontology annotation, biological process: intracellular protein transport; clathrin-dependent endocytosis.